UAUGGGAGGUGAUCAUGGCCACAGCAAGAUGUCCAUGCCAGACUGGCAGCAAUGGAAGACAAAGGGCACUCCACUGGAGUUUACACAGCAAAGACUGGCAGCCAGGGGCCUCAAUGACCCGUGGGCCCGAAAUGAGGCAUGGAGGUAUGCGGGUGGCUUUGCGCGUGCUGUGACUCUGUCUGACGUACUGCUGAGAGGAUUCAAGUGGGGCUUUGCUGCCUUUACUGUUGCUCUGGCUGUUGAGUAUGCCCUGUUUCCACCAAAGAAGGGUUCCCACUAAUGCACAUUGUAAUCCCCACUCUUGUCCCCAAUACACCGUCUUUGAUUCCAGUGCUAUUCUGAAUUCAUUUAUUAACUAAAAGUCUCUUUGCUCACUA
This is a messenger RNA of Syngnathus typhle (broad-nosed pipefish), 377 nucleotides long. It is a transcript of the gene ndufb3, whose product is annotated as NADH:ubiquinone oxidoreductase subunit B3. The record is from RefSeq and is a predicted model, not a curated record. The transcript is spliced from 2 exons. Gene Ontology annotation, biological process: mitochondrial respiratory chain complex I assembly; electron transport chain. NCBI's taxonomy places the organism in Eukaryota, Metazoa, Chordata, Actinopteri, Syngnathiformes, Syngnathidae. Gene Ontology annotation, cellular component: mitochondrion. The coding region runs from base 2 to 280 and encodes 92 amino acids.